GUUAUCGCAGUUCGUGGCUGCGCGAUCGUGAGGACGGUCGGGAUCUUCGUCGUCACUUCGCUCAGACCAGACUUCCGCGGCGUAGGUCCUCUUUCCGAAGAAGAAGAGGAAGGAGAAGAAGAGGAAGAAGAAAAAGGAAUUGAGUUAGGGAUAAGAGGAGGAGGAGGAGGAGGAGGAGGAAGAGGAAGAGGUGGAGGAGUUGAAACGAAUACGAACACGAAUAGAUAGAGACGAAGAAGAAGGCAAGACGAAGACAGAAGAACGACGAGGAGAGUGCAACGACUACGAGUCUCUCUCUCUCUCUCUCUCUCUUUCUCUCUCUCUCUUACUCUUUAUAGUGCAAUCAAGGGCGUAGAUAACGUAUUAAUAAAACGUCGAAAAUGUUCUCCGGUUUAACGAACCAAGUUUCAAAUUGGAUGGGAAAGAAAGCUGACGAAGUUCCAGAACUUCCACCGGAGGAGAAGAUUCCACCGGUCGAAGGUGGCGAACUUGUCGAGGGCGAGAAAAAAGACAGUCCCACGAAAGGCAGCAAGUUCGACAUGCUGGUUGGUGUAAAAUCUCAAAUGACUGGCUGGCUCAGUGGUGGUAUUCCAGGAUUGAGUCGUGGUGGACCGAAUGACACUAAUAAUCCAGUACCACCAACGGAAACGAAUGAAAUUCAGAACGUACAGAAUCCUCAGGAGAUCACGACAGAGCAAACGAAGGACGACGAUGCCAGCAGUGCAACUGGCGGAGCAGAUAGUGGUCCUGGUAGUCUAGGAGGGACACCGACCGAGGACAAGGAAGGACAACAACCUUUCGGUGCUGUUUCGACAAAAGCAUUGGCAGGCGCGAAGAGUCUCGGAGGAUUUUUGUACAGCGCUGUGAACAAGGCCGGCAAGACAGUGGUCGAGGCCAGUGUGAAAAUCAAGAAGACGGUUGAAGAAAACAGACUGAUUGCCGAACUCAAUAAAGAGCAAGAGGCUUUCAUCGCAAGUAAGCAAGAUGGAAAGGGCGAAGCAGUUGCUCCAUGGGUUGGAGCACCGAACGAGGAUGUGUUGCGCGAGGAAUGUCUGUCUCUAUCUACGGAACGCCGUAACUUCACGAGAGCACCACCACCCGAUGUUGAAUUCGCUUGGGAUUUCGAGGCCAUUCAGCCUGUAGCACGAGCCACGCUUGCCCUGGACCCUAAUCUCGAGAAGAUGAGAUAUGAAUUGGUUCCGAAAGUCGUAUCGGAGGACGAAUUUUGGCGCAAUUAUUUCUACCGAGUGUCGUUAUUGCGACAGAGCCACGAGCUUAACGCGAUGGCCAACCAACAGGAAAGCGAAAACCCCAAUCAAAAUCUCAGCACCACCGAUAGCAUGGAUCAUACUCAAGUUCAAGUGACCACUGGCCAAGAAACGAGCAGCACUGUGACGACGGGCAAUAACAACACGUUGGCCGAUUCACCAGGUCACGAAUUCGUUUCCGAUAGUAUGAGGGUCUCGGACACGGACCUUGAGGAGGUUCGAGAAGGCAUGAAAAAGCUGGGAAUGCAACCAUCGAAAGAACUCUCUUCUCGUUUAUGUUGAGCCUUGCGUAUAUCUCGAGAAAUCUGAUGACGCCUGUCAACUAAACGACCGCUUUCCAUUUCUAUUUUGUCAACAGCCUAAAAAGAAGAGGAGAACUCCCAUAUUGCCAUUAUCCAAAAAGCACACCCCCCCUAUUCUUCAGAGAAUACGACAAGCCUAAACCCUUUUCUUUUAAUAUCAUUUCUCUUUUCCGUUUUCCUUUUCUUUCGUAAAAUCGACGAUAUCGGUUUUAAUUUUUAUAUUUUUUUUCUUUUUCUUUUUUCUUUUAUCUUCAUUUUAAAUUUCCGUGAUAUCACUCAAAUGGAACGUCUUUCUUUUUAUUUUUACAUUCAUUACCAUCGCGCAUUACAUUCAUUUCUGAACUAUUCACUAAACGAGUUGUUGUUAUUAUUAUUAUUAUUAUAUUAUAUAUAUAUAUUAUUAGAAUUACUUAUUUAUUAUUGUUCUUUUUAUUAUUAUUAUUUUUUUUAUUAUUAUUAUUAUUUUUAUUAUUUUUCUUUUUAUUAAUAUUAAAUUAUGCACCGACGAUCCUUUUUUCCCAAACGACUCCGUUCGGUUCAUCCUCUCAUUGCCGACAGUCAUCGCGAUUUCAUGUCGGUCAUCUAAUAUCACUUCUAAACUAAUUGAAAGUUUAGGAAUAUUAUUAUGAUUAUUGUUACACCGUCAUCGCUGAUAAUUGUCAUAUUAUUGUCAUAAAUAACCUAGUCAGUAAUAAGAAUUAAUAAUGUUCGAGGUAAUGUAAGAAAAAGAAAGAAACAAACAAACAAACAAAAGAAAUAAAAAAAGCUAACAAACUAUGUAUUAAAGAGCAAGAGAGUGUGGUAUUUAGGAGGUAAUAGAAAGUGUUGUAAUCAAUAUGAGAGGAAUGGUGUGAGAGAAAGGGAGAGAAAGAGAGAAAGACCUUAGAGACAUUCCCAUAUGGUCGAAGAGAGAAAGAGAGAGCGAGAGAGAGUGAAAGAGAGAGAGAGAAACAGAGUGAGAGAGUGGGAGAGAACGUAAUAUACUAUAAUCGAAUAAUUAAAUAAAAGGAAAAAAAUAAAGCAAACAAACAUACCAACAAACAAAAAACAAGCAAGCCGCCAAGAUAUUCGACUAAAUGUCUUGUAUGUCUGUCCGUUUGUCUGUCGUCUGUCUGUCAAAAAAAAUCUAAUUAAUCUUGUCUCUUCUCGAUUCUCUCCGUGUUGUAAAACGUCAUUUAAAAAGAAGAAAAAAGAAAAAAAAGAAAAAAAAGGGGGAAAAAAAAGAAAAAAAAAACAAAAAAGGAAAGAAAGAAAAAGAAAAAAAAUAAUAAGUACUAACAAAUAAUUAAGGUAUAAAUUAAAGUGAAAUAAUAAUAUAAUAAUAAUAAUAAUUAUAAUUAUAAUUAUAAUAAUAAUUAAAAAAAAAGAAAUAACAGAAACCAUAUAAUAAAAAAAUCGUACUAAUUCGAAAAGACAGAGAGAGAGAGAGAGAAAUAGAAAGAGAAAAAGUUGAAAGGAUACGCGUGAAUCGUCUUUAAGGGUCGAAUUAAUUAACAAGAAGAACAAAUGUAAGAGAAAGAAAUAAGAAAGAGAAAAAGAAACAGAGAGAGAGGGAGAGAAAGAGAAAGAGAGAGAGAGACAGAGAAUGAGAUAGAGAAAAAUAAUAGUGAUAACAAAGAAUAAACGAAAUUAACGUCGCGACCUAAAGACUUGUCAGCGCGCCUCUAAGCAUAGGUACCUUCCUAAUAAGAGAUUAACGGGUAAUGACUUUAAAAAAAAAAUAAAUAAAGAGAGAAAGAGACAGAGAGAGAGAGAGAGAGAGAGAGAGAGAGAGAGAAGAGUCGGUGAAAACUAAAUAAACAAUAAAAAUUCAUUGAAUGACAAUACGCGUUUUACGGGGGUGGUUUGGGGAUGUAAGUUAAAAAGCAUGAAUAAUGAAAAAGUGAGAAAAAAGAGAGAGAGACAGAGAGAUAAAGAUGAAGAACGAUAAAUAGAGAGGGGAAAAAGAGAAAAAAAAAUAUACGAAAGAAAGAGAGAUAAAAAUACGAGGAAAUAAAAACUUCUUCGUCUCGUUUCUCGCGGCCGUAGUUACUUAGAUCGAAUGAGAACUUUCCUUCCGAAUGAUCUUUCUUUCUUUUUUUUUCUUUCCUUUUUUUUUCUCUCUCUCUUCUUUUCUUUUCUCAUCCUGUCUUACACGAACGAGAGAGAAAAUAAUAAAAAUAAUAACAAUGAGGAUAAUAAAAAUAAUUUAGAAAUAAUUAAGUAGCACGAUGUCUUCGAGUUUUUCUACGUGGACGCACGUUUGAACGGUGUGUAUCGAAAAAAAAUAAAUAAAUAAAUAAAUAAAAAUGAAAAAAAAAAUUAAAAAGAGAAAGAAAAGAUAAAAAUAAAAUAAAUGUCGAGAUAUUCGUCUCCAUCUCGUACGUAGAGGAUCAUGUUUUUGUGAAAUGGAAAAGAGAAAAAAAAGAAGAAAAAAGAAAAAAGAGCAGAUUCGGAAGGGAAGGCAAAGAUACGAUCUCGUUUUAAUAAUACAAUUAAUAUGAUUAUUAUUAUAUUAUUGUUGUUAUCGUCGUUAUUAUAAUUGCAUUUAUAUUAUUAGUAAUAUUAUUACUAUUAUUAUUAUUAUUAUUAUUAUUAUUAUUAUUAUUAUUAUUAUUAUUAGUAUUAUUAUUAGUAUUAUUAUUAUAUAUCAUUAUACAUCGUGUUAAUAUUCUCAUUACGAUGAAAUCGAAAAAUGGCAGCGAGCGUUCGACUUGGCCAAUUUUUCAAUAUUACAAAAAAAAAAGGAAAAAGAAAAUAGAAAAUAGAAAGAAAGAAAAGAGAGAGAAAGAGAGAAAGAGAGGAAGAGAAAAAACGGAAUACAGUAUUCUCUUCAUCGACUGAGUUUCGUAUUAUCAUUCCUUCGGUUAUCGAUACGCUUACGUGAUAGUGAUUUAGAGAGGAUCCGUAUACUACGUGUAUAUUGUAUAAAAGCAUAUAUAUAUAUAUAUAUAUAUAUAUAUAUAUAUAUUUCUCGGAUUAAAGAGAUUUACGAUUAGCAAUUUGCGCCAGCUCGUACUCGUUUGGUCUUUAGUCGAAUUGUACAUUUCAUGAAAAAAAGGAUCGUAGAAUCUAUUUAUAGAUCGAUCGAUCAACUCGAUCGUUCGAUCAUUCAUGCAUUGAUAUAAAAUAACAUUCCGAAUAUUCGCGAGCAAGAGGCGAAAAAAGGCAUUAGGAAAAGAGAAAAGAAAGAGAAAGAAAAGGGAAAACGAGGAAAAGCAAAAUAAAUAAAUAAAAUAAAUAAGUAUACAAAAAAGAGAGUAUAUUAACAGCACAUCUAAUAAGUAUCAUCGCCGACCCAAAAUUCUCGUAUUCGCGGUCAUGAUCCCAUUUUUUCGGUUUUCUCGGUUUUCCAUCCUCGUGAUUUAAGUUUAUUUUUUUUUUAUCUGCUCUUAACCCGCAUUACACGUACCAACCUAUACAGAGACACAUACCAACGUCGUUUCUAUCCCUUUUAAACACAGACACACAGAACACAGAAAAACACAUCACACGUAUGACAAAUACAAAAACAUAUGUACUUACGUACGCGUUGAAUUAAUUUCACGCAUACGCGUACGUAAUAUACGACACGUAUUACAGACGAGACACAUAUACGAUAUACGAUACAGAAAACACGAGAGAACACAGUCCAAUACCAUGGCCCUAUGGCUAAAUAGCUACCAACGCUCCUUGUGACUCUCUCCGCAGAAGAAGAUUGGGAACUCGAAUUGGAAGCCGAGCUGAAGGAUUACGAAUUUGUCUCAAGUGGCCAGGAAAGGAGGAACAACGAAUUAGUAAGCGACAUUAUUGGGAAUAAGGACUGGGAGAAGCAGAUCGACGAGAUGCUCAACGAGGGUCAGAACAUUUUUCCAGUGAUUGAUUAAAAAGAGAGUCCUUGCUAUCGCUACAAUAUAUAAUAUUUUUUUGUA
Messenger RNA from Vespula vulgaris, 5460 nucleotides. RefSeq names its product synapse-associated protein 1 (gene Sap47). NCBI's taxonomy places the organism in Eukaryota, Metazoa, Arthropoda, Insecta, Hymenoptera, Vespidae. The transcript is spliced from 9 exons. The record is from RefSeq and is a predicted model, not a curated record. The coding region runs from base 381 to 1550 and encodes 389 amino acids. Gene Ontology annotation, cellular component: synapse; cytoplasm.